This is a messenger RNA of Alnus glutinosa, 2894 nucleotides long. RefSeq names its product protein ALTERED PHOSPHATE STARVATION RESPONSE 1-like. The transcript is spliced from 4 exons. Lineage: Eukaryota; Viridiplantae; Streptophyta; Magnoliopsida; Fagales; Betulaceae. The record is from RefSeq and is a predicted model, not a curated record. The coding region runs from base 520 to 2727 and encodes 735 amino acids.
CAAAUAGGGCCCGGUAGUCUCACACUCUUCUGCAACGCGUGAUGGUACGUAUCCACGAAAAGGAGAGUGAAACUCGUUCGUCAUGCAAUGGUUACUCUCUCUUUCUCUAGCUUUGAGCCUAUGACCACUAAAAUCCCUGCAAAAUCUACAAAAAUCUCUCAAAAUUUGGCAGCUGAGAGUUACACUGCACUACAGAAGCAUCUCUUUCCAGUUUCCACAUUUCUUGCAGUACGUACUCUGAAUUCUAUUGCGAUUAUGCAAUGGUUUGGCUUGAGACUUUCCAAAGAGAAACAUUUACAUGUUAGUUCAUCUCGUUUUCCGACAAAUCCAUCUGUCUUCUAGAGUGUUUCUCACCUCAUCUCCUUACUCCAAAACCUCUGCUAAAAACCAAAGCAUCUAAUCUCAUUCAGUUGCAGCAUGUGAUUCUCUAAAACUUUUCAAGAACUUCAUCUUUUAGUUAAUAUAUUUGGGUAAGUGGGUAACUGAUUCUGCAAAAACCCCACCGCUGAGUUUGAAGAGAUGGGUUGUGCUGCGUCUAAGAAAGAUGAAGAAUACGACGUGGUGACGCUCUGUAAAGAGAGAAAGCGCUUGGUAAGAUUGGCGGUAGAGCGGAGGUAUGCGCUUGCAGAUGCACAUUUCAAGUAUAAUCACUCGCUGAAUGCAGUAGCGGCCGCCAUAAGGCUGUUUGUAGCUCGGCAUUCCUCUCCAUCUUCUCCCUUUUUUAUCACCUUCCCUUCCUCUGCUUCUGAGAUGACUGAAACCAUUGCGCGUCCCACCUAUCAUUCUGCAGCUUUUUUAGAUUCUUCUAAGGUAGAAAGAGAAAUACAAGAACAAGAAGAAGAAUGGGGAAACCGAGAAGCUAACAAAGAAGAAGAAGAAUGGGGAAACCAAGAAGCUAACAAAGAAGAAGAAGAAUGGGGAAACCAAGAAGCUAAAGAAGAAGAAGAAGAAGAAGGUGAUGAGAACGAGUUUGAGGAUGCAGAAGAAGGAGAAGAGGUCUGUGAGCAUUUCUGUGGUGAGAUGGCUCCGCCAAUGGUAGCUGUACAUAGAAAUUUUGGGUGGGAUUUCUACGAUGCGUAUGAUGGGAUGAGAACACAAGUGGUGAGUGGGUUGAGUCAAAGCUCUGAUGAGGAUCUGAGGGCGCUGAGAGAGGAAGAAGGGAUUCCAGAGUUGGAGGAGGAUGGAGAAAGAGAUAUAAGUGAGAGAAAGGUUGUGGAUGUGAACAAUGGUGAGGUUGGUGUGGUUGAGUCUGUGACAGAAGGGGAUGAUGUUAAUGAGAGCCAAGAGGAGCAUAAUAGUUUUAGAAUGAUUGAUACAGCACCAGAUGGGAGGGAAUUGUUGGAAGCAUUGAAGGAUGUUGAGGACCAUUUUAUUAGGGCUUAUCAUUCUGGUUUCGAUGUUUCUAGGAUGCUGGAGGCCAAUAGAGUUCCAAUGCAAUCUGGUUUGGAGGAAAUUAAAGAGAGCUCAAAUAAGCUCAUUCGGUCAAUUACAUGGAAUCGAUCAACCUCAUCUCAGUCUUCUUCAUGCAAAAGUCUCCUCUCAUGUAGCUCCAAAAGUUCUUCGACGUGGACAGAGUUCAAAAAUGAUUUAUUUGAUGACUAUGGUGGAAUGGAAUCCGGAAGCCAUUCACUGACGCUGGGAAGGUUAUAUGCUUGGGAGAAGAAACUCUAUGAGGAGGUGAAGGCAGGAGAUUUGACCAGGAAACUUUAUGAGCGAAAAUGCUCCCGUUUGAGGAACCUGGAUGCCGGAGGAGAUGGCCUAUACUCUGGGGACAAAACCAGAGCUGAAGUAAAAGACUUACACGCCAGGAUCUUGGUUGCAAUUCGAAGUGCAGAAUCAAUCUCCCAAAGAAUUCAGAAACUGAGAGAUGAAGAGUUGCAACCACAACUUGUAGAGCUGAUACAUAGCCUUAUGCGAAUCUGGAAGAUAGUGGUGGAAUCACAUGAAACCCAAAACCGAAUCAUGUAUGAAGUUAAUUCUUUUAACUGUCCUGCCUAUGGGAAGUUCUGCAAUGACUCUCACCGUCUUGCCACACUUCAGCUUGAAGCAGAAGUUCAAAAUUGGCGUGCUUGCUUCACUGCAUAUGUUUCUUCACAGAAGGCAUACAUUGAAGCACUUCAUGGUUGGCUAUCCAAGUUCAUUGCCCCUGAACUUGAAUUCUACUCCAGAGAUGGGUCUUCAGUCCCGCCGCAUAUUAUCAGUGGGCCGCCGUUACUUGCAAUCUGUCAUGAUUGGUUAGCGUGCCUGGAGAAGUUGCCAGAAAAAUCAGUGACUUCUUCCAUGAAAAGCUUGGGGAAGGAUAUUCGAGCUUUGUGGAUCAAACAAGGAGAGGAGCAGCAACAGAAAAGGAAGGUGGAUGGACUUGCCAAAGAACUUGACAGGAAGGUCCUGGCAUUCCAGAGGGCAGAGAGCAGAAUUCUUGAAUCAAAGCUUCAUGAGCAAGAAUCAGAGGUAAAUGUGCGGAGUCGGAUUGAGUGUUUGACAGAGAGGAAAGCUAUGUUAGAUAUGUUUAGGAAGAGGCUAGACGCUGAGAAAGCAAAGCACCAUACUAGCAUGCAAGAAACACAAUUUACCACUGUAAAUGGAUUUCGGACUGGAUUUUCUUCAGUUUUUGAGUCCUUGGCUGAGUUUUUUAAAGCUUCAGAGAAAAUGUGUGCUGAUCUUUUGACAUUCAGCAAAAAAGCAAAGGUCGUGGAUGAAAAGGUUGGCAACUCAUCAUACAACUAGAAGGAAUGGGCUUUGAACGCUAGAGUUAAAGCUGAUAAUAGGUGAAAAGAAAAGAUGGAAAAGGGUUUGGAGGGAUGUUAAGAUCUUUAAUUAAAUUGUAUAUUUGGUUGAGUUUUACAGCAUUUUCUCCAAAAAUAGUUAUAUAGCAACUUCUCUUAUUCUCUAUA